Messenger RNA from Habropoda laboriosa, 1311 nucleotides. It is a transcript of the gene Septin2, whose product is annotated as septin-2. Lineage: Eukaryota; Metazoa; Arthropoda; Insecta; Hymenoptera; Apidae. Gene Ontology annotation, cellular component: microtubule cytoskeleton; septin ring; septin complex. The transcript is spliced from 8 exons. Gene Ontology annotation, biological process: cytoskeleton-dependent cytokinesis. The record is from RefSeq and is a predicted model, not a curated record. Bases 1 to 1266 code for a protein of 421 amino acids. Gene Ontology annotation, molecular function: GTPase activity; GTP binding; molecular adaptor activity.
AUGGCGUCGGCGGAUGUUGAGCGUGCCAAGUUGGAAUCUACCAUACGUAAUUUAAAAUUAUCUGGUCAUGUUGGAUUUGACAGUCUUCCAGAUCAAUUAGUGAAUAAAUCCGUUCAAAAUGGAUUUGUAUUCAAUAUUCUCUGUAUUGGUGAAACUGGGCUCGGGAAGUCCACACUUAUGGAUUCCCUCUUUAAUACAAGUUUUGAAUCCACUGCAAGCCCACAUAAUCUUCCUUCUGUGAAGCUUAAAGCCCAUACCUAUGAGCUACAAGAGAGCAAUGUUAGAUUAAAGCUUACUAUUGUUGAUACAGUUGGUUAUGGAGAUCAAAUUAAUAAGGAAGAUAGCUUUAAAGCUGUGGUUGAUUACAUAGAUGCUCAAUUUGAGGCAUACUUGCAAGAGGAGCUAAAGAUUAAGCGAUCUCUGCCAACUUACCACGAUAGUCGCAUUCAUGUUUGUCUAUAUUUUAUUUGUCCAACAGGGCAUGGGUUAAAGUCAAUAGAUCUAGUCUGUAUGAAAAAACUUGAUACAAAAGUCAAUAUAAUUCCAAUUAUUGCUAAAGCUGACACAAUAUCAAAGACAGAAUUACAAAAGUUUAAGAGUAAGAUUAUAUCCGAAUUGCAAAAUAAUGGAGUACAUAUUUAUCAAUUUCCCAUUGAUGAUGAAAGUGUAGCAGAAGUAAAUACUAGUAUGAAUGCCCAUGUACCUUUUGCAGUAGUUGGUAGUACAGACUUUGUUCGUGUCGGAAACAAAAUGAUGCGUUCUCGUCAAUAUCCAUGGGGAACAGUGCAAGUGGAGAAUGAAUCUCAUUGCGACUUCGUUAAGUUGCGUGAAAUGCUAAUAAGGACAAAUAUGGAAGACAUGAGAGAAAAAACUCAUUGUCGUCAUUACGAAUUGUACCGUAAAAAGCGACUGGAACAGAUGGGAUUCAGCGAUGUUGAUAGUGAAAAUAAACCAGUUAGUUUCCAACAAACCUGUGAGGCAAAGAGAUCCAUCCACUUGCACGAACUCCAACAAAAGGAGGACGAAAUGCGACAGAUGUUCGUAGCACGAGUGAAGGAAAAAGAGGCUGAAUUGAAGGAGGCAGAAAAAGAGCUUCACAACAAAUUUGAGAAGCAGAAAAAAGAUCACGCAGAGGAGAAGAAAAAAUUAGAAGAAAAUAGAAAGAAACUCGAGGAUGAUAUUCUAGAGCUGAAUAGACGAAAAACUCAGUUCGCUCAACAACCACAACAUCAUACGUUAACACUAGGUAAAAGCAAAAAGAAAUAGAAAUGUCCGCCAUUGAUGCUCCAAUUUGCAACAAAUAAGUACGAC